This is a messenger RNA of Dichomitus squalens LYAD-421 SS1, 1488 nucleotides long. RefSeq names its product phospho protein phosphatase PPZ. NCBI's taxonomy places the organism in Eukaryota, Fungi, Basidiomycota, Agaricomycetes, Polyporales, Polyporaceae. Gene Ontology annotation, cellular component: nucleus; cytoplasm. The transcript has 4 exons. Gene Ontology annotation, molecular function: protein serine/threonine phosphatase activity. Bases 1 to 1488 code for a protein of 495 amino acids. The record is from RefSeq and is a predicted model, not a curated record.
AUGGGCCAGCAGCAGUCCAAAAAGUCGAAGAAGGGCGGAAAGGACAAAGACAAGGAUGCCAACGCCGACGCCGCAACUCCUGAUACUCACGGUGCGGAUGCCAACGACGCGAACCAGGGAAGCCUUUCCCGCGCGACCGCUCCUCACGAUUCCUCUGGCGAAGGGAACGGCCACGCUGCGACCGUCGCGGCUAUGGGUACUCCAACAAUGACCGUCACCGACCCCGACGGCGGCUCUGUCAUCCCGAAUGGGAGUGGUUCACGCCCUCCUGGCUCCCCGGGCACUUCUCCUAGUGAUGCCCUCUCCACAGCUUCACCCAAGGCGGCAUCGCCGCAGUCCUCACCAGUCGUGCAUGGCAAACCCGCCCCUCUUGAUAUCCCGAUCACACAUACCAUCCUCUCCACUUCGCCUGGCUACCCCACUCCCGGUUCCACGAAUAGCUUCUCCCUCAACGACCCAGCCAGCGUGACGAGUAAGAAUGGGAAAGAGCUAGUGAAGGCUUUAGAUAUCGACGACAUGAUCCAGAGGCUCCUGGACGUCGGCUACACCGGCAAAGUGAGCAAGUCGCUUUGCCUCAAGAACGCGGAAAUUGUUGCCAUUUGCCAAACGGCGCGGGAGGUCUUCCUCAGCCAACCCACCCUCAUUGAGCUCUCCCCACCUGUCAAGAUUGUCGGCGACGUCCACGGACAGUACUCGGACCUUAUCCGACUGUUCGAGAUGUGCGGCUUCCCGCCUGCGGCGAACUACCUCUUCCUGGGCGACUACGUGGACCGGGGAAAGCAGAGCCUCGAGACCAUCCUUCUUCUGUUAUGUUACAAGAUUAAGUAUCCCGAGAAUUUCUUCUUGCUGCGAGGAAACCACGAGUGCGCGAACGUCACGCGAGUGUACGGCUUCUACGACGAAUGCAAACGACGGUGUAACCUCAAGACGUGGAAGACGUUCAUUGAUGUUUUCAACUGUCUGCCGAUUGCUGCCAUCGUCGCGUCGAAGAUCUUCUGCGUUCACGGCGGUCUCUCGCCGUCGCUACACUCCAUGGAAGAAAUCAAGCGUAUACAGCGACCAACCGAUGUCCCUGACUAUGGCUUGCUGAACGAUCUCCUUUGGUCGGAUCCUUCAGACACCGCCGUAGAUUGGGAGGACAACGAGCGCGGAGUCAGCUAUUGCUUCGGAAAAGCCGUUAUUAACGACUUCCUGGUGCGGUACGACAUGGACCUCAUCUGCCGAGCUCACAUGGUCGUCGAAGACGGGUACGAGUUCUGGAACGACCGGACGCUCGUAACUGUAUUCAGCGCACCCAAUUAUUGUGGAGAGUUCGAUAACUACGGAGCAUGCAUGAGCGUAUCGGAGGAGUUGCUCUGCGCAUUCGAACUGCUCAAACCGUUAGACGGCCCUGCCCUACGAAAAGAGAUGACGAAGGCCAAGCGGAAGAGGUAUGUCCUUUGUCCCAUGGUUGUCAACAUGCGCAUCAUAAAUCUGUUUGCAGCAUGA